Messenger RNA from Cannabis sativa, 2452 nucleotides. RefSeq lists its product as uncharacterized. The record is from RefSeq and is a predicted model, not a curated record. Gene Ontology annotation, molecular function: transcription elongation factor activity. NCBI's taxonomy places the organism in Eukaryota, Viridiplantae, Streptophyta, Magnoliopsida, Rosales, Cannabaceae. The coding region runs from base 1246 to 2253 and encodes 335 amino acids. The transcript has 5 exons. Gene Ontology annotation, cellular component: super elongation complex. Gene Ontology annotation, biological process: regulation of transcription elongation by RNA polymerase II; positive regulation of DNA-templated transcription.
GGAUUAUUUGUUUUUUUAAUAAAAAAAAUAAUAUAUAGAGAGAAAGAAAGAAAGAAAGCUCUUUACGCGGCUGAAAGGGAAAACUUCAGGCGACGGCACCGGGAGCGAAAACGGAAACGGCUAGCGGCGGCGGAGGAGGACAAGGAUUGGAUAUUGAUUUCGAAUAUGAUUGAGUUAGGGAAGGUUUUGUUAGUCUGUAAGUGUGUUUAGUUUAGGUUUGGAAGAGAAUUUUUGAAGGUGUGAGAUUUUGGGGGAAAGAUUUUUUUUUUAUUGUUGAAGAGUUUGUUUUCUUAUGAAAGUUUGGAUUAAGUUCAUAGUUUGAUUGAGAAUCCCCCACUUGUGUUAAUAUUUUGUUUGGGAGUAUAAUGAUGUAGAUUAAAAUUGUCAAAAUGUGAAAGUAUUAUGUAAAAAGAACAACACAAUAUGUACUUUUUGGUUUUGUUGAAUGAUUUGGCCAAACCUUUUGUUAUGAGUUAGUAGUCAAGUAUCAGAAUGUGAAAGUAGGCUUUGGAAAGGAUUGUCUCUUGUUUUGUUUAGGCCGGAUUUUGAGCCAAUUAUGUCCAAGUAUUUGAUUGAGUUGCUAAUGAAGUUGGUGGUUUCUGGUUUUGGAGGCACUUUGUAUGUAUAUAUGUUAUGAAACAUAUUAUGUCCCUUCUAUGUAUUGCCUAUGUAAUGGCUUUAUAUUGACUUUAUGUUGUUUUUUAUAUUGUCUAUGUAUUGUGCAUUGAGAAAUCUGUUUCCUGAUAACCUGGUCAUUGAGCCCUUUCUUUUCUUUUUUCUGUUACCACUAAGUACACUUAAUCAGUUCCUAAAAAUUGUAGAGUUAACUUGUUACAAUUUUUAGAAUAUGGGGAUCUGUGUGCUCCAAAAUUUAAAUUGGGGCCUUAGGUGAUUCAACUAGCAUAAAUUAGGGACCCCAAGUGCUCUUUUACACUUUUCAGUUUGUUGUGGAUUGAAGUUCUGGGUUUGAAUUUGGAAUUUUUCUUCGUGUUUGUUAAUCUGAUAUGUUCUUUAAACCAGGUUCUGAGUUUGCACUCAACUUAAAGCUUCACUCAAUCCUUUUUCAGUGUCAAAACCCUAAUAUACAUGAACUUAGUUGUGUGAACCCAGUGGAUCCUUUGCUGUACUACUGCCACCUUCACCACCCGCCACCAAUCCCAUCUUUAUGUCAUGCACCGGUUGCCCCAGUCACCGCUCACCGUAGCUUGCAUUUAGGCUCCUUACUCUAUUAUUUUAAAAGUAGUAAUGGCGAACAUCUCCAAGGAAGAGCCAAAGACUGCUCCUCAACCCGAUAGAUGGUACAACCUGUCUCUAGGCUCUUCAUUCAAGGAUGAUUCCUCCAAGUAUUGCACUUUACGAUAUGAGUUUAAGCCGGCUUCUAUUGAUAAGAGCAAGCCUGGGUCCUUACACAAAACAAAGGAAAAUAGGGUUAGUGUAGAAUUCCAGAACAAUCAAUUGGGAAAACCUAAAGUGGCAUUCGAGGGAAAAAGUGAGGAUUACAAGGAGAGCGAUGCUGUAUUGUUCUUUGAUGGGGAGACUUUUCGCUUGGAGAGACUUCAUCGGGGCGUCAAACAACUCCGGCACGUUCGACAGCCUGGUGAAUCGAACGCUGCUGCUGCUGCUGCUGUUGCUGCAGUGAUAGAGCCUCGAUUAUCUCCAGUUGCAAAGGCUCAGAAGACUAUUCAUGUUGGUAGAAGCUCAUACCCUGCAGUGCCGGUUGAGGUGGAGCGAAUCGAUAUUGGUGGACCGGAGAAUGCUGUGAGUGCAAAAUCUGCCAGUAAGGGGACUGCUGCUGAUUAUACAUCUGAACCGCCAAGCGUAUCUGAACCACCAAACAUAUCUGAACCACCAAACAUAUCUGCUGUAUCACCCGAACCCAAGAACGUGGAAGUAGAUGAACAUCAUGAGAUAGACAUGGAAGACAUUUUUGGUUCUACAUCACCUGCAGCCGAAGAUGGAGAUGAUACUGCUGUUGCAGAAGAUAAAUCUAACGCAGCAGGGUUUGAUAUGAAUGUACCACGACAAAAUGACACGGAUGAUGAGAUUGCUGAUGUUGACGAUAGUGGUGAUGAAGUCGACAAAGGUCCAAAUGCUGCAGAAGCACUAAAAGCUCAAGUUACUGCAGAGGGUAGAGACGAACAGACUUCCUCUUCGAGUAGCAGCAGCGGAAGUGGAAGUAGUAGCAGUAGUGCAAGCAGUAGCAGCAGUAGCGACAAGGAAGGCAGCGAUGAAGAUUCCAUCAAUUCCAUUUGAGUGUCCAUGUUUUUGUUUUAAUCCCAUAGCUUGAAUUAAUCCAUAUCACAAAUUUGAGUGUGGAUGUCUAUCAAUAUCUAUUCUCAGUUCUCACUAUAUAAAUGUCAUGAGUUUUUUUUGUUGGCAAUUAAUUCCUGUAAAUUAUGUUAAUGUUAAAAUUCUAUUUAAUCAUAAGCAAUGAAAACCCAUGGUUAAUACA